AGCCAUAUUUACGACAAGUAUGGUGGCACCUAAACCUGUGAUCAUUAAACUUACCCACCGUGAUUCGAUCCAUUCUCCGUUUUACAAUCCGAAAGAGAAUAUCAUACAGAGAAUGGAGCAUGAAAUCAAAACUUCAGGAGAUCCCUUCCAAGCUCUACCACCAGCAAAUGAUAGUGUCCAAUUUCAAAUUUUUCCUAGUGAUGACAAGUUGUUCUUAGCAAAUUUUUCCAUCGGCCAGCCGCCUAUUGUACAAUUUGCAGUGAUGGACAGUGCCAGUGGCCUCCUAUGGAUUCGCUGCUUCCCUUGCAGCGAAUGUUCUCCGCAGAAUGUAUACCCGGCGUAUGACCGUACCAAGUCCUCCACCUAUGCUAACUUGUCGUGCAACUCAGAUUACUGUAAGCUGAGCCCAUACAGGUGGUGCAAUGAAGACAACAGUUGUGGCUACAAGCAGGGUUAUGCUAGUGGUUACUCAAUUGGAAUCCUUGCCACAGAACAAAUGAUGUUCUUAACAUCUGAUGAAGGCAUAGUCUUCGUUCCUAAUGUGGUAUUCGGGUGCAAUCUCAAAAGUGGUGGCAGGUUGUUCGAUGAUCAACGCGCAACUGGUGUAAAUGCUCAACAAAACUACAAUUUAGCUUAUGAUAUUCCUGGAAAGAUGCUAUAUUUCCAGAGAAUUGAUUGUGAAGUCCUAGAUUCCUAGAUUCCUAGAAGGAAAUAAAAAAACAAUAACACUAGCAUAUAGUAAGAUACUACCAUAACUUGUAUACAUUAUUAAUUGUAAGCUACAAAUGCUAACAUAUUAUUCUUAAUUAAACUCACUCUUGUUUUUGUUAUUAAUUCUCAUUGAUUUUAUAAAGGGAUUCAUGUAAU
Molecule: messenger RNA, 867 nt
Organism: Rubroshorea leprosula
Lineage: Eukaryota; Viridiplantae; Streptophyta; Magnoliopsida; Malvales; Dipterocarpaceae
Source: the annotation of a GenBank genome assembly